AUGCCAGUCCCUCUCUUCUCGCCUUGCAUCUCGGUCCUUGCACAAUCAAUACAGGAUAUGGUACUCACAGCGGCAUAUCGCAAGUGGCUGGCGGCGGGUUUAUGUUUGAUCGGUGCCUAUUUCUUGACAGCGUAUCUUAACAACCCAGAAUCCAGAUACGCGCUGCAACCCUUACUCCAUCGGUGGCAAAGGGCACCGGUGGCCUUGGACGACGCAACCGGGGAAGUCGAGUGCACCAUCAACGAAAACCACCUUCUUGCGUACUACCGCCUUGCCUUUACCCGGAGCGGCCCCAGCUUAGAGGCCCGGCCAUCCGAGAAGGCUGGCGGAGGUGCGUGGAAAAAAUUUGAUGCUAAUGCACCCGAGCUGGAUUAUAUCGGUCUAAACCGAUUCGAAGAAAUAAUCCUUUGGCAAAGGCCGGCAGACGAAGAUGAGUUUGCCCAUAAACUUCGCCUGAUAGGUGCGAUCUGGCGGCCACUGGCACCUGACGAGGGCGGUUGUGGUAGCCGUGACGAGUGCGGCUGCGACUGCGACUGCGAUAUCACUGGCACCCAGGACAGCGUUACGGCAAGGAGGAGGUGGCUUGCAUGGCCGUCUUCCGGCGGGCUAUGGGCUUUCGAGGCUUCCCAGUGUGAGCGUUGGACCAGGGACGAUGUAAGAAAGCUCGCCGGUAUGUGGAGGGUGGCUGUUACCAUGGAUGAGGCGGCACAGCUUCUCAAGGAUAUGGGUCGGGCGGUCUUUUAUAAGAAUCCAGCAGAUUAUCCUCCCCUUGCUGAUCUAUACAACACAAUCUGA
Molecule: messenger RNA, 795 nt
Organism: Microsporum canis CBS 113480
Lineage: Eukaryota; Fungi; Ascomycota; Eurotiomycetes; Onygenales; Arthrodermataceae
Exons: 2
Coding region: 1-795 (264 amino acids)
Source: RefSeq, a predicted model, not a curated record